This is a messenger RNA of Colius striatus (speckled mousebird), 3261 nucleotides long. RefSeq names its product peroxisome proliferator activated receptor delta (gene PPARD). NCBI's taxonomy places the organism in Eukaryota, Metazoa, Chordata, Aves, Coliiformes, Coliidae. The record is from RefSeq and is a predicted model, not a curated record. The transcript is spliced from 6 exons. Bases 1 to 1326 code for a protein of 441 amino acids. Gene Ontology annotation, molecular function: zinc ion binding; RNA polymerase II cis-regulatory region sequence-specific DNA binding; nuclear receptor activity. Gene Ontology annotation, biological process: cell differentiation; positive regulation of transcription by RNA polymerase II; negative regulation of transcription by RNA polymerase II. Gene Ontology annotation, cellular component: nucleus.
AUGGAACAACUACAGGAGGAAGUACCUGAGGUCAAGGAAGAGGAGGAGGAAGAGGCAGUGAUGGUGGCAAGUGGAGCCUCAGACCCAAGUGGAGGACCAGACAGCUCACUGCCUUCGAGCAGCUACACAGACCUCUCCCAGAGCUCCUCUCCCUCGCUGUCGGACCAGCUGCAGAUGGGCUGUGAGGAGGCUGCCCUGGCAUCGCUCAACGUGGAGUGCAGGGUGUGUGGGGACAAGGCCUCGGGCUUCCACUACGGCGUGCACGCCUGCGAGGGCUGCAAGGGUUUCUUCCGGCGGACGAUCCGCAUGAAGCUCAAGUACGAGAAGUGUGAGAGGAGCUGCAAGAUCCAGAAGAAGAACCGCAACAAGUGUCAGUUCUGUCGCUUCCAGAAGUGCCUCUCCCUGGGCAUGUCCCACAACGCGAUCCGCUUCGGCCGCAUGCCAGAGGCAGAGAAGAGGAAGCUGGUGGCAGGGCUGACUGCGAGUGAGAUCAGCUGCCAGAACCCACAGGUGGCUGACCUGAAAGCUUUCUCCAAGCAUAUCUACAAUGCCUACCUGAAAAACUUCAACAUGACCAAAAAGAAAGCAAGAGGUAUCUUGACCGGGAAGGCCAGCGGCACCACACAGCCUUUUGUGAUCCAUGACAUGGACACGUUAUGGCAGGCAGAGAAGGGGCUGGUGUGGAAACAGCUAGUGAACGGCAUCCCCCCCUACAAGGAGAUCGGGGUGCACGUGUUCUACCGCUGCCAGUGCACCACGGUGGAGACGGUGCGGGAGCUCACCGAGUUCGCCAAGAGCAUCCCCAGCUUCAUAGGCCUCUACCUGAAUGACCAAGUGACUCUGCUCAAGUAUGGGGUGCAUGAAGCCAUCUUUGCCAUGCUGGCCUCCAUCAUGAACAAGGACGGGCUGCUGGUGGCCAACGGCAACGGCUUCGUGACGCGCGAGUUCCUGCGCAGCCUGCGCAAGCCCUUCAGCGACAUCAUGGAGCCCAAGUUUGAGUUUGCUGUCAAGUUCAAUGCCCUGGAGCUGGAUGACAGUGACCUGUCUCUGUUUGUGGCUGCCAUCAUCCUGUGUGGAGACCGUCCUGGCCUGAUGAACGUGAAGCAGGUGGAGGAGAUCCAAGACAACAUCCUACAAGCUCUGGAGUUCCACCUGCAGUCCAACCACCCAGAUGCCCAGUACCUCUUCCCCAAGCUGCUGCAGAAGAUGGCUGACCUGAGGCAGCUGGUGACAGAGCACGCCCAGCUCGUGCAGAAGAUCAAGAAGACAGAGACUGAGACAUCUCUGCACCCACUGCUACAGGAGAUCUACAAGGACAUGUACUAAAGGACCUGUUAUUUAUGAGAAUGAAGCCAUGGAUUCCUGACAAGACUCUGUACAGAAUCAAACACAAACCUUUCCCCAUGUCUUCCAUUUCCUCUGCUGGAAACUCUUUCCCUGCGAGCUGGGCGUACGGUACGUGGGGCAGGGCCCUGGGAGAUGCUGCAGCUGCUGCUUGCUGGGCCAGGCCUUCCAGAACACACACUAAGCCCCUGACAAAAGCCAAGCAUAAGCUACUGUUUCCGUUACUGCAGCUCCCUGGGGUCCACAGCCCUGAGGGUGGGCUCCCAGUUUGGGGCUGGGGGUGCUCUGGUCUGAGGGUUCAGCAGCAGCACUUACAGUCUGUCUUUAUUGUCUGGUUCAUAUUGCACUCCAAAGGCUGAGUCCUGAGCUCUGAACUCCAGGACAGUGACAUGGAAGUUUGUGUCUUUCCCAGAGCAGCUGACUGUCCUGGCACAGCCCCCCAGCUGCAGCCUCCCUCAGGGAUGUGCCUCGGGGAGCCCUCGGCUCUGGUGCCCCUGUUCCAGAGGGAACCUGCCCCUUGGCAUCUCAGUGUGAGAGAGGGAGGGGUGGGGAAGUGGAAGGGAAAGGGUUUGACUCCUAAAAAGUUGCCUUCAGAGCAGAGGCCAGAGUGUCUGUGCUUCCCAGGCUGUUCUGCACAGGGUGAGCUGCCAGAGAGGGCUGUGCAGGGCCAGGAGCAGGCCUGGGGCUGGCUGGGGGUGGGAGGCAGGUCUUGCCUGCAGCUCCCUUCCCAAGCCCUGUGGGGGCUCAGGGGGUCUCACAGGGCAGUGCAGGCAGCAGAGGCUCCCCAGCAGCACUGCUCCUCAGCACUGGAGCAAGCAAAUCCUCCAGCAGCAGCAGCAGCAAGGGAAAAGCCAUGGGCAGCCCACAGUGCUCAUGGUGCCCAAAGGGCAUUGCCCAGUCUGGGAGCUGCCCUGCCUCAGUUUCCCCCCGCCCAAGGGAGCUGGGUUGUCCCUUCCUCUCUGCUCAGAGGGGGAGCACAAGGAUUGAUUAAUGCAUUGGCUGCAAAGAGCUUUCCUGUGUAAGAUACAGUUUAAAUGCCAAGUAUUUCUAGAAGGGAAGGGAGAGGAUGGGAUGCUCCCAGUGAGCAGUGAACUGUGUGUAUGGAAGUGCCCCAUUCCCUGAGCACAGGCUCAGGCUGGGCCUAAACCCAGCUCCCUGCUGGGACUUCAGCUUCCUCCAGCUGUACUGAAACCCCACAGUGCUGCCUGUGCCUGGGAUGGAAGCCCUGGGUGGGGGCUGCAUCACCUGGGCUCUGGGACAGAGGAUAGGGCUGGGAAGGGCUCGUUCCCCUCUGGGGAUGGGGGUGUGUGACCUGAGGAGUCUCUGCAGCUCCACGUGUCCCCAGCAGCCCUGGGAAGAUGCUGGUGUUCCCAGGGAGGGGCUGUGGGAGCAACUGGGUCGGGUUCAUUUCCUUUUUCUCCUCUUCAGGGAAGCAGAUUUCCCUGGUGCAAUAAUUCCUUUAAACCCCAAAGGGAAAGAGCUCUGGGCUUCCCCCUCCAGUCACAAACCUGCCCCUGGGCUUCCCCCUCCAGUCACAAACCUGCCCCUGCUGCCUCCAUCUCCCUGCCAUGCCUCAGCUUCCCUGCCCUCUGCCCUCCCAGCCUUUCCCCUCCCUACCUCACAGGGGAGGGGGGUUACAGAUGACCAUUUCUGAAGCACUUUGAAGCCUUCUUGGCACUGGAGACGUGCUGUGCUGGAGGGAGCCCGGGAUCUGUCCUCCCCAGAGGCCCUGGUGGCAUCCCCCACGGUGCCCUCAGCUGGGCCACGUCCUGCCCUUCCCUCCUCAGCCAGUGGAACAACCCUCCAACUGAAAUGUAUAUUUUUGCUAGAAGUACAAACCUCCAGGUGUUUUUAUUAAUAUAAAUAGUGUCCACAAGCUGACUCUGACUUUAAAUAAAUGGGAACUCAAGUACUGAA